GUUUUAAUGGUAACGUUUCCGGCAAUUGUCGUGUAAAUUAAUGGAAAAUGUCAAAAUACCAUUAAAAUAUGGACACGUACCAAAAUAGCUGUCGCAUCAAGUUCGGGAAGGGCGACAAGCAGGUGACGCACAAUGGCAAGAGGGGAGAAGUGUUCACCGUGGACAAGUACCCGUGUCUCAAGUGGGUGUGUGUGGGCCAUGGGAGGCUCCGCAUUAUCAAGAGACUGAGUGGUUGUAUGGACCGCGUGACUAAGAAGUGCAUCAAGUACCAGUGGAUGAACGGGGUGAAGUGCGACAAGCGGAUCUGCCGAAUCAGCUUCCGGUGGUCCAAGAUUUCCAACAACUGGAAGCUGCAGUACGGCAUGGUUACGUCAUGGAAGAAGCGGUUGGUGACCUGCGAGCACGAGGGGAAAUGCUACAAACCCGACGAAGAGAUUCGCAAUAAGAAGGAUUGUACGUUCUCCAAAUGCGUCAUUCUUCCUCCACGAUGGCCUAGGUUCAGCAGGACGGUAAACUGGAUCCCAUCUCGUGCAGGAUGCACCGUGAACGAUGUUUGUUACGAUAACGGAGAGAAGUUUAAAAGAGGUUGCAACGAGUACCAGUGUAACGGGACGGUGACCAUGAUCGAGACGCAGUCACCAACAGGACGCCAUUACCAGUUCAAAUCCACCGUCAAGGUGGAACCCCUUUCAUCAGGUUGUUCGAAACCAGGUGGCGGAUGUGUUGGUGUUGGAGAAUCGUACACUCACAGCAAGUGUCUGGAACUAAAGUGUAACAAGAAAGGGAACUCGUACAUGUUGGGACUCGAUAAAGAAGGGUGUCCCCUCAAUGACGGCACGUGUUUGGAUGUAGGGAAGACAAGAGAGAGUCGGUGUUACAAACGCACGUGCAAGAAGACUACUGUGGGAAGAUCAAUUCAAUUUUCUGUUGCACUGGAAAAAACUUCGGGCUGUUCUAACUACUGGGACAAGACAGACAUGAAGUGCUAUGGCGAGGGCGACCAGUUUAACCCUCCGGACGAAUGGGCAAAGAAAGUGGGAUGCACCAACGGAGCUGUAGCUACGUGCAAAAUGGAAAAUAACAAGUUGAAGCUGUCUGCAGGUGAUCUGCCAUUCACAAUACGGAUACCAGUAGCUUUACACAAGCGUAACAAGUUACGACCUAAGUUAUUUACAGUUUUUCUUGAGACACCUCUUGGCGUUGAAACACUCGUCAGAGACAUAGUCAAACAGUUCACCGAUGUUACGCAACACUUGAUCAUCAAGCUGAUCCAGUGGGAUAUAAUCCGGUUCCGCUCCACAACAUUCCAGAGACCUCACCGGCGCAGUCCUCGGCACUGGGGUAUCGCCUGCACCACCCAGCGACCGAGCCGCGGCCGUGAGGUCCCCAGAUCACACGCCCAACCCCUGAGCACAGAAACUGCGAUAGCGGGGCCGCUGACGGGCGUGGUCUCCGAGAACCGGGAACGGGUCCUAAGAUACGAACAUCUCAGGAAGUAA
Gigantopelta aegis is the source of this 1499-nucleotide messenger RNA. RefSeq lists its product as uncharacterized. The record is from RefSeq and is a predicted model, not a curated record. The transcript is spliced from 10 exons. NCBI's taxonomy places the organism in Eukaryota, Metazoa, Mollusca, Gastropoda, Neomphalida, Peltospiridae. Bases 69 to 1499 code for a protein of 476 amino acids.